Messenger RNA from Diplodia corticola, 768 nucleotides. Its product is annotated as bromodomain associated domain protein. NCBI's taxonomy places the organism in Eukaryota, Fungi, Ascomycota, Dothideomycetes, Botryosphaeriales, Botryosphaeriaceae. The coding region runs from base 1 to 768 and encodes 255 amino acids. The transcript has 2 exons. The record is from RefSeq and is a predicted model, not a curated record. Gene Ontology annotation, molecular function: protein heterodimerization activity.
AUGGCCCAAGAGCUGCACGCCGCCCUCCUCCGUCCGGCGAUCCUCCACAUCCUGCGCGCCGCCGGCUACCACAGCGCGCGCCCGUCGGUCGUCGACGCCGUAUCCGACAUCGCCGCGCGGUAUAUGCUGCUGCUGGCCCAGCGCACCGCCUACCACGCCUGGUCCAACCACAACGAUGCCGACCCCGCCAUCUCCGACGUGCGCAUGGCCCUGACCGAUGCCGGCAUGCUGGUUCCGUCCAUGACGGGCGCCGAGGAGGCCUGGAAGGAGCUCCUGCGUCACCCGCUCGAGGACUUUCCCGAGCGCAACGGCUUGCGGUUGAAGGAGCAGCGCCGGCGGGACCUCGAAGAUACGGCAGACGUGCGCGAGUUCAUCGAUUGGAUCACCGGUCCUGCAAACAGGGAGAUCAUGCGAAUUGCUGGCUUGGAGCGCGAUGCCGCGCAGGGCGGAAAAGGCCUUGACGCCGCCGCAGACGCGAACGCCGUGAAAGAGGACUAUUUGACCUCACUCAAGAAGAAGCACAGCAAGACGGGCGAAGAGUCGAGAUUUCAAGGCACCGUUUUGGGCAUCCCUGCAGAUGACCGGCCGAUUCGAAUCGAAGGCGGACCGCCGGAAUCCAUUCACGACUGGAUCAAACACACGCAAGAGAAGGCUGUCGCUGCGGCGAAGCUGGAAAGCGAGAAGACGGCCGGCAAUGGUCUCGAAUCCGCGCCGAGAUCACCACCCGACGAGAAGGAAGAAGGUGAUCCAAUGGACGUGGAGAGUUGA